CAACAGGCGUUCGUGGUCAUGUCAGCAUCCGAUGAAAACAACAGCUGUAGUCAAAGCAACACAGUCGUUUUCGAAAUGAUAGAUGGGCAGCUUGUCACUUACCAAGAGCUGAACGCAGGAGACAGGCUUACAAAACGUACGCCAGAACGGCGACCUGAAGCUGAGCAUUUAUUCCGCCGCACGAAGCUGGGUUUAUCUUUUCACGCUGCAACUCGCCUCUUCGAAGAGAUUGAUUCCGUGGACCGGCAAUACGACGUAACGACGAGCCUAACGACGCAGGACGGUGUCUCGUGUCCUGUUCUGGAGCGCGGGCGGCCUCGGGUCCGUCCAAGUGGAGGGCUUCGUCGAGCGGGCGGCGGCUGUGGACGUGGCGCGGGUGGAGGACGCGGUGUUGGUGGAGCAACAUGGCCAUGUGUUCCUGGUGGCGGCUGUGACGCAGUCCCAUCACCACCGGGGACACCGCACCACGUCGG
Penaeus monodon (black tiger shrimp) is the source of this 473-nucleotide messenger RNA. RefSeq lists its product as uncharacterized. The record is from RefSeq and is a predicted model, not a curated record. Lineage: Eukaryota; Metazoa; Arthropoda; Malacostraca; Decapoda; Penaeidae. The annotation marks the transcript as partial. The transcript has 3 exons.